GCAUCAUGCUAAGACGAGCCACGAGCAGGUCUCGAGCUUAGUCUACGCAUUUAUCUAUCCAUGAGACAUCUGCAGGAUCAUCAUGAAUUAUGACGAGCCUCCGUCGGGCUGCCACCAUUACACUUCCCUAGAUGAAGUACCUUGGGAGAUCCAAAAAUAUUGGCAGCAGCGAUAUAACAUCUUCUCAAAAUAUGACGAAGGGAUUUGGAUGACCGAUGACGCCUGGUUCGGCGUCACGCCUGAGCCUGUGGCAGACAAAAUUGCCAAUCACAUUACGCAGUCGGCAUCCAAGGAUAAAAAGACUAUAAUUGAUUGUUUCGCUGGCGCUGGAGGAAACGCGAUCGCCUUCGCCAAGUCUGGACGCUGGGACCGAAUCUUUGCCAUUGAAAAGGACCCAUAUGUGCUGCAGUGCGCAAAGCACAAUGCUGAAGUUUAUGGGGUCUCAAAUAAGAUAUGGUGGAUCGAAGGAGAUUGUUUUGAUAUCAUGAAGAAGAGAUUGGCUACCGUGGGCAAGGACAGCGUUAUAUUUGCAAGUCCGCCAUGGGGAGGCCCGGGAUAUAGUUCGGAUGCUAUUUUCUGUCUCUCCACCAUGCAACCCUACUCGUUGAACGAUCUUGUGGUACCAAUGUCCAAGGUCACGAUGGAUAUCGUGCUUUAUCUUCCCAGAACUUCGGACGUGAGACAAUUGGCGAGGUACGCGCCAAAUGGCAAGAAGACACCUAUUAUCCAUUAUUGCAUGAAUGGGGCAAGCAAGGCGUUGUGCGUUUAUUACGGAGAUUUUAAGUUUGGAAUUGAUCACAAAAGUCAAGAAAAUGAAGGUUCAUAUGGAAGUAAUAGAAACCAAAGCAUAGAGAAUGGCGUCAAUAGGAAUCGUGGUAGUUUUCUAUGUCAGUCUCAAUAGUGGCCAGACGAGUCUUGGCAAUAUGUUUGGCUAUAAUACAAUUUUUUUUUCCAAUGCGU
Xylona heveae TC161 is the source of this 960-nucleotide messenger RNA. RefSeq names its product S-adenosyl-L-methionine-dependent methyltransferase. The record is from RefSeq and is a predicted model, not a curated record. The coding region runs from base 83 to 901 and encodes 272 amino acids. Gene Ontology annotation, molecular function: RNA cap trimethylguanosine synthase activity. NCBI's taxonomy places the organism in Eukaryota, Fungi, Ascomycota, Xylonomycetes, Xylonales, Xylonaceae. Gene Ontology annotation, cellular component: nucleus. The transcript has 5 exons. Gene Ontology annotation, biological process: 7-methylguanosine RNA capping; 7-methylguanosine cap hypermethylation.